AUGGUAAAGAAGGGGUUGAGAUUUGAACAAUUGACGACAUUUGCUCACCAUCAGUGCGCGUGGUUUCUUUGCAUCUAUGGUAUAAAUUCCCAAGCCAUUUAUGCUUUUGCUUUGCUUUUUGCAUUUCAUGUGGCUGCUGCAAAUGGAAAAAGAAAAAACAAACCCUUCCAGAAAGCCCUAAAACCCUCUUCCCAUCUCACUCACGCCCGCGCAGACACUUCCAAACCCUAUUCACAUCUCGAUCUACUCUUGCAAUUCACGAGAUCGGAAAACUGCGAUACAAUGUCGUUGAGGGUGCUGAAUCCGAAUGCGGAGGUGCUGAACAAGUCAGCGGCACUUCAUAUGAACAUAAAUGCCGCCAAGGGUUUGCAGGAUGUCCUCAAAACCAACCUCGGACCCAAGGGCACUAUUAAAAUGCUUGUUGGUGGAGCUGGUGACAUUAAACUCACCAAGGAUGGCAACACGCUUUUAAAAGAGAUGCAAAUUCAAAACCCAACGGCCAUAAUGAUUGCAAGGACAGCUGUUGCUCAAGAUGAUGCAAGUGGAGAUGGUACUACUUCCACUGUCCUCUUUAUUGGGGAGCUCAUGAAACAAUCAGAACGCUACAUAGAUGAAGGGAUGCACCCACGUGUUUUAGUAGAUGGUCUUGAAAUUGCUAAAAGAGCAACACUACAAUUUCUUGAAAAAUUUAAGACACCUGUGGUAAUGGGGGAAGAGCCAGAUAAAGAGAUACUGAAGAUGGUAGCAAGAACAACAUUGAGGACAAAGUUGUACGAGGCAUUGGCAGAUCAACUGACUGACAUUGUUGCAAAUGCUGUGCUCUGCAUUCGUAAACCUGAAGAACCUAUUGACCUUUUUAUGGUCGAGAUAAUGCACAUGCGCCACAAGUUUGAUGUGGACACUCGUUUGGUUGAAGGUCUUGUUCUUGACCAUGGUUCAAGGCAUCCAGAUAUGAAACGCCGAGCAGAGAAUUGCUACAUUUUGACCUGUAAUGUAUCACUGGAAUACGAGAAAAGUGAAAUAAAUGCAGGAUUUUUUUACACAAAUGCAGAGCAGAGAGAAGCAAUGAUUGCAGCUGAAAGACGUUCUGUUGAUGAAAGAGUGCAGAAAAUUAUUGAUCUCAAGAACAAGGUCUGCACUGGUAAUGACAACAACUUUGUCGUUAUCAAUCAAAAAGGAAUUGAUCCUCCAUCACUGGACCUUCUUGCUCGAGAAGGAAUAAUUGGCUUGCGAAGAGCAAAGAGGAGAAAUAUGGAAAGAUUGGUGUUGGCUUGUGGUGGAGAGGCUGUAAAUUCGGUUGAUGACCUAAACCCUGACUGCCUUGGUUGGGCUGGAUUGGUCUAUGAACAUGUCCUCGGAGAAGAAAAAUAUACAUUUGUGGAAAAUGUGAAAAAUCCACACUCUUGUACAAUCCUCAUCAAAGGACCUAAUGAUCAUACAAUUGCUCAGAUUAAGGAUGCAGUUCGUGAUGGACUAAGGGCAGUAAAAAAUACCAUUGAAGAUGAAGCUGUUGUACUGGGUGCUGGGGCUUUUGAGGUUGCAGCCAGACAAUACCUUGUUAACGAAGUGAAGAAAACUGUUCAAGGGCGUGCCCAACUGGGUGUGGAAGCUUUUGCUGAUGCCCUGCUUGUGGUUCCAAAGACACUUGCUGAAAACUCUGGCCUGGACACUCAAGAUGUGAUUAUUGCGCUUACGGGAGAACAUGACAAGGGAAAUGUAGUAGGACUUAGCCAACACACUGGAGAACCUAUUGACCCCCAAAUGGAGGGGAUCUUUGACAAUUACUCUGUAAAGCGUCAAAUCAUUAACUCAGGCCCUGUAAUUUCUUCGCAGCUGCUAUUAGUGGAUGAAGUUAUCCGUGCUGGGCGUAAUAUGCGGAAGCCAAAUUAA
Molecule: messenger RNA, 1890 nt
Organism: Fraxinus pennsylvanica
Lineage: Eukaryota; Viridiplantae; Streptophyta; Magnoliopsida; Lamiales; Oleaceae
Source: the annotation of a GenBank genome assembly